This is a messenger RNA of Cuculus canorus (common cuckoo), 2159 nucleotides long. It is a transcript of the gene FSCN2, whose product is annotated as fascin actin-bundling protein 2, retinal. Gene Ontology annotation, cellular component: actin cytoskeleton; cytoplasm. NCBI's taxonomy places the organism in Eukaryota, Metazoa, Chordata, Aves, Cuculiformes, Cuculidae. Gene Ontology annotation, molecular function: actin filament binding; protein-macromolecule adaptor activity. The record is from RefSeq and is a predicted model, not a curated record. The coding region runs from base 524 to 1999 and encodes 491 amino acids. The transcript has 5 exons. Gene Ontology annotation, biological process: cell migration; establishment or maintenance of cell polarity; actin filament bundle assembly.
CGCUUAGGAGCUGGCUGGGAGGCAGCGCGGGUGGAGGUGACCUGCUGCUGAAUCAGAGGGGCUGGUAACCUUAGCCCGCUGGGAACGGAUACGCCGGCCCGCGUCCGGAUCGAGUUCCCACCCAAGUUUUCCACCCGUGGCUCCGCAGCGGGACAGGCGAGUGCUGGAGCGGUGGUGACGGAGGGCGGUGGAGUGGCCGCACAUCCCCGGGAGCCGUUUGGGUGCUGCCGCGGUGCCCCUUACCCACAGGGUCUCGGCGAAAGCCCCGCUGUGGGUUACGGCCACCUCGGUGCCCGCCGCAAUCUGGCCGGACUUUGUAAUCCUACCUGUGGCUAAUUAACCCCCCCCCGCCGUGCCACGCCGAGCCGUGCCAAGCCGACCCGCAGUGCCAGUGCGGCAGCGGCACCGAGGCAGCGCAGACGUCCCGGUGGGCACAGCCAACCGGCCCCGCCGCAACGCCUGAGCUCGGCAGGGCCGGGGAGGUCCCACCAGCCCCCCGGGGGCCACCCCACACUGGUGGAAGAUGCCAACGAAUGGGAUCCACCAAGUCCUGAAGAUCCAGUUUGGGCUGAUCAACUGCGAGAGCCGGUACCUGACGGCGGAGAGCUUCGGCUACAAGGUGAACGCCUCGGCGCCCAGCUUGAAGCGCAAGCAGAUCUGGACGCUGGAGCAGGAUGAAGCCGACAGCUCCGUCGUCUUCCUCAAGAGUCACCUGGGCCGGUACCUGGGUGCCGACAAGGAUGGCAAGGUGCGAUGCGAGGCUGAGCAGCCGGGGCGGGAUGAACGCUUCAGCAUCAUCACCCAGUCGGACGGGCGCUGGGCGCUGCAGUCGGCCCCGCACCGGCGUUUCUUCGGGGGUCGGGAGGAUCAGCUCUCCUGCUUCGCCCCCAGCGUGACGGAGGGCGAACUCUGGACCGUGCACUUGGCCAUGCACCCCCAGGCCAACCUGCUGAGCGUCAGCCGCCGCCGCUAUGCCCACCUCAGCGCCCACGAGGACGAAAUCGCCACCGACAGCAACCUGCCCUGGGGGGUGGAUGCCCUCAUCACCCUCUGCUUCCAGGACAAGAAGUACAGCCUGCGCACCGCCGAUGAGCGCUACCUGCGCUGCGACGGCACGCUGGUGCCCGAGCCCGGUGCCCGCACCGGCUACACCCUUGAGUUCAAGGCAGGCAAGUUGGCUUUUAAGGACUGCGAUGGCAAAUACCUGGCACCCAUGGGCCCCACCGGCACCCUCAAGUCCGGCCGCAGCACCAAGCCGGGCAAAGAUGAACUCUUUGAUCUGGAGGAGAGCCACCCCCAGGUGGUCUUCACGGCGGCCAAUGGCAGAUAUGUCUCCAUCCGACAAGGCGUCAACGUCUCGGCGAACCAGGACGAGGAGCUGAACCACGAGACCUUCCAGCUCCAGAUUGACCGUGACACCAACAAGUGCAGCCUGCACACCAAUGCCGGCAGCUACUGGACCCUCGUGGCCCAUGGGGGCAUCCAGGCUGUGGCCACUGAAAUUGCUGCCAACACCAUGUUUGACAUCGAGUGGCGUGGGCGGCGGGUGGCCCUGCGUGCCAGCAACGGCCGGUACGUGUGCACCAAGAAGAACGGGCAGCUGGCAGCCGUCAGCGAUGCCGUGGGGGAGGAUGAGGAGUUCACACUGAAGCUGAUCAACCGCCCAAUGCUGGUGCUGCGGGGUGAGCAUGGCUUCGUCUGCUACCACCGUGGCUCCAACCUGCUCGACUCCAACCGCUCCGUCUACGACGUCUUCCACAUCAGCUUCAGCGAUGGUGCCUACCAGAUCCGAGGCCAGGGGGGCAAGUUCUGGUACGUGGCCAGCAGCGGGUCGGUGUGCAGUGAUGGGGACCUCUCCGAGGAUUUCUUCUUCGAGUUCCGGGAGCGGGGACGUGUCGCCAUCAAAGGGAAGAACGGCCGAUACCUACGUGGGGACCCGGCCGGCACCCUGCGCGCCGACAGCGAGUCCGUGCUGCGGGCCACACUCUGGGAGUACUGACCCACCUGGGCCCGGCCCCCUGCCCGCCCUGGGGCACUUGCUUGGCUACUGGCAAAGGAUGGCGGUGGAGCCAGCGGUUGCACCACCCAUGGCAGCUGUGUCCCCCAUCCCCCUCGACUCAUGGCAUUAAAGUCAGUCUGGAUCACACCGGGGCAGCGCC